CACGGAACAUCAACAACUCACAUGUGGCCUAGGAACGCGCCGUUGCCGUGCCGCGCGCUAGCAUCAACCGGGUGAUGCGGAGCUGACUUCCAGCCCCCCCAUUUAAAAUAAAUAGCACACCAUCGCGGUCCCGUACGCAGCCACACCGGAGCCACCAUGCCGCCGAAGAAACCCGUCCAGCCCGCGGCCGGUAAAAAGACCCAGGAGAAGAAAAAGGAAAAGAUAAUCGAGGACAAGACAUUUGGCUUGAAGAACAAGAAAGGGGGCAAGCAGCAGAAGUUCAUCAAGAACGUUCAUCAGCAAGUCAAACCGCCUGGAGCCCGACAGGAUGGAGAUAAGAACAGUAAGAAGACUGAGAAGAAGAAGGAGUUGGACGAACUCAACGAGCUCUUUAAACCGGUAGUCGCUGCUCAGAAAGUCGCCAAAGGUGUCGAUCCAAAGUCGGUGCUGUGCGCCUUCUUCAAGCAGGGCCAGUGCACCAAAGGCGACAAGUGCAAGUUCAGCCACGACUUGACGAUGGAGAGGAAAUGUGAGAAGAGGAGCCUCUACGUGGACGAGAGGGACGGGGAGCUGGAGAAAGACACGAUGGACAACUGGGACGAGAAGAAGCUGGAGGAGGUGAUCAACAAAAAACACGGAGAGGCGGAGAAGAAGAAAACCCAAACGCAAAUUGUGUGUAAGCACUUCCUGUACGCCAUCGAGAACAACAAGUACGGCUGGUUCUGGUCCUGUCCGGUGGGCGGCGACGUCUGCAUGUACCGGCACGCCCUGCCGCCCGGCUUCGUGCUGAAGAAGGACAAGAAGAAGGAGGAGAAGGAGGAGGACAAGAUCUCGCUGGAAGAACUGAUAGAAAACGAGCGAGCCGCUCUGGGGGCCAACGUGACUCGGAUCACCCUGGACACUUUCCUGGCGUGGAAGAAGAGGAAAAGGCAGGAGAAGAUCGACAAAGCGAUGGUGGAGAUGGAGAAGAAGAAGGCCGACUUUAAGGCGGGCAAAUCGCUAGUGGUGAGCGGGCGCGAGGUGUUCGAGUUCCGACCGGAUUUGAUCGACGAGGAUGACGAAGAGGCGACGGACACUCAGUACAUCAGCGGGGAGGAAGACGACGAGGACAACGAGGACGAGGAAAAGGCCGACUCCACAGACAUCCAGGACAUAGACCUGUCCCGUUUUGUUCCACAAGAGGUCGACCACACGGGCAUCACCGUGGCGUCCACGGACCGCUUCACCUCGAGGAACAAGACCCGGCCGACAGACAACGAGGAGCAGCUGAACGGAGCGUGCGGUGGCGCCGAGGCCAACGGGCUUUCGGGGGCCGGGGAGGACGACGACGAGGAGGAGGAAGAUGAUGAAGAGGUACCGGUGGACGAGAACCUGUUCACGGGGGAAGAUCUGGACGAGCUCGACGAGGAACUCAACACACUGGCGAUGGAGGACUGAGCGUGAGGGGGAGGAGGGGGAAGGGAGGGGGGAGUUGAACGGACUACGGGACAAAAGGGACCGACUGAUGGAUGCAUGGAGCGAAGCAGCAAGAGACCCAGACGUUUGAAUGAUUUUAAAUUUCAGAGACUCCGGUAAUAAAAGCCUGAUUAUUUCACGACAUCACUGCCAGUCUCUCGACGCCUUCUGUUGUUCUGUAUCGCCCCCCCUCCCUCUCUCAUCUCACCACGUCCUCGGCUUUUUGGCCGGGGGGGGGUUUCCAUAUUUUCCACACCGGGUCGACUCACGGUCGGAUUUCCAUUAAAGAGAAUUCGGCAGCAGCAAGUUCCGUCUGAGAGAGAUUGGUCUUCUUAAUCCUAAUAAAUAUUAAAUAUAGAGAUUUUGCAGAGUGAGACAUUGUAAGGGCCUUUUUAAAAGAAAAAGAAAGCGCUACACUUGGGACUUCAGUAAAUGAAAUAACAUCGUGGGAUGUUUGAGUACUGAAGUCGUCGUACAGCGUAGGACAAAAUGAACAGGAGUGAUUCUGUUGUAAGAAACUGAAUCUGUUCACCUGCUCUUGCAACCAAAAAAAAAAAACCGCUGGAGUUUGAGAAUUGGGGUUUAUGGAUCGUUUCGAUCCAUAUCAAGCUUCUAAAUGUCGGCCCUAUUUCUGAGACCAGGCUGUAAUAAUAGCCAAACGGACCCGUUACAACCCAGAUUUGUAAAUAAUGUUCUCAUGAUGCCUCCUGAAGAAAUAAAAGAUUACUGUACA
Molecule: messenger RNA, 2188 nt
Organism: Cyclopterus lumpus (lumpfish)
Lineage: Eukaryota; Metazoa; Chordata; Actinopteri; Perciformes; Cyclopteridae
Gene: zc3h15
Product: zinc finger CCCH-type containing 15
Exons: 11
Coding region: 157-1437 (426 amino acids)
Biological process (GO): cytoplasmic translation
Cellular component (GO): cytosol
Molecular function (GO): metal ion binding; mRNA binding
Source: RefSeq, a predicted model, not a curated record